Messenger RNA from Podarcis muralis (Common wall lizard), 2946 nucleotides. It is a transcript of the gene P3H1, whose product is annotated as prolyl 3-hydroxylase 1. Gene Ontology annotation, molecular function: protein binding; procollagen-proline 3-dioxygenase activity; iron ion binding. Lineage: Eukaryota; Metazoa; Chordata; Lepidosauria; Squamata; Lacertidae. The record is from RefSeq and is a predicted model, not a curated record. Gene Ontology annotation, biological process: collagen metabolic process. Gene Ontology annotation, cellular component: endoplasmic reticulum.
GGGGUGGGCGUAGCUAGCCUCCCUGCGCGCCCCUUCGCAGCCGGCGAGCCACGAUGGCGCCCCGGGUUCUGCUUGCGCGGCCCCUCUUUGGGCUCCUGGUGCUGGCGGCGCAGCUCUUCGUCCCUGCCGUCGGGGCCGAGACGGACCUUUCCUCGCUUCCCGCGGACAUGCUGCUGGCGGCGGGCACGGAGGCUUACGCCCGCGGGGACUGGAGCGCCGUCAUCCUGCAUAUGGAGAGGGCGCUGCGGGCGCGGGAGGCGCACCGGGCGCGCCUGAUCCAGUGCCGCUUGCGCUGCGCCGCCAAUAGCACUGACGGGUUACCGGCGAAGGACGAACAGCAGCACCCGGCGCCUCCCGCCGUCGGAGAGCGGCGCCCGCUUGACGACCUCCGCUUCUUCGGGCAGCUCCUCCGCCGCGCCGGCUGCCUCCGCAAGUGCCUCCCCGACGGCGCCUCCCGCUACCAGCUCGGCGAGGAGACGGAGCUGGAGUUCCGCAAGCGCAGUCCGUACAACUAUCUCCAAGUGGCUUAUUUCAAGAUCAACAAGCUCGACAAAGCCGUGGCCGCAGCCCACACGUUCUUUGUGGCCAACCCUGGCCACAUGGAGAUGCGGCAGAACUUGGACUACUACCAGAUGAUGGCAGGCGUCAAAGAUUCUGACUUUGUCGACUUGGAGGCCAAGCCGCACAUGGAAGAAUUCCGCCUGGGUGUGAGUUACUACACGGAGGAGAAGCCUCAGGCGGCCAUCUUGCACCUGGAGAAGGCACUAGAAGCCUACUGGGUCGCCGACACAGAGUGCCGAGCCCUUUGCGAGGGGCCGUACGAUUACGAAGGCUACAACUACCUCGAGUACAACGCGGACCUUUUCCAAGCUAUCAUUGAUCACUACACACAAGUGUUGAGCUGCAAGCAAGGCUGCGUCACAGAACUUGCGUCUCAAACCGGAAGUGAGAAGCCCAUUGAGGACUUCCUCCCAUCUCAUUUCAACUACCUUCAGUUUGCCUACUACAACAGUGGCGACUACGAGAAGGCCAUUGAGUGUGCCAAAACCUAUUUGCUCUUCUUCCCUAACGACGAAGUGAUGAAACAGAACCUGGCCUACUACACAGCUGUGCUGGGGGACAACCUGGCCACGCCCGUACGCCCCAGAAAGGAUGUCGAGCUCUAUUGGAGACGCAGCCUUCUGGAGAAAGAGCAGCUUUUCUUCGCCUACGACGUCUUUGGGAUCCCCUUCGUGGACCCGGACACUUGGACACCGGAAGAGGUGAUACCGAAGAGGCUGCAAGAGAAGCAGAAGGUGGAGCGUGAGACGGCAGCCCGCAUCUCGGAAGAAAUAGGCAACCUCAUGAAGGAGAUUGAGAACCUGGUGGAGGAGAAGACGAAGGAGUCCACGGACAUGAACAAGCUCGUGCGAGAAGGAGGCCCCUUGGUGUAUGACGGGCUUGGCAUCACCAUGAACUCCAAGUUGCUCAACGGCUCCCAGCGUGUGGUGGUGGACGGCUUUCUGUCCGACGAGGAGUGUCGGGCGCUGCAGAGGCUGACCAAUGCAGCUGCCUCUGCCGGCGAUGGCUACCGUGGGAAGACCUCCCCACACACCCCCAGCGAGACUUUCUAUGGCGUCACUGUCUAUAAAGCACUCAAGCUGGGACAGGAAGGCAAAGUGCCCAUGCAAAGUGCUUACCUCUACUACAACGUGACCGAGAAGGUCCGGCUGGUGAUGGAGUCCUAUUUUCGCCUCGACACCCCCCUGCAUUUCUCUUACUCCCACCUGGUGUGCCGCACUGCUAUUGAAGAUAAACAAGAAGACCGGGCGGAUCCGAGCCACCCUGUACACGUGGACAACUGCAUCCUUAACGCAGAGGCUUUAGUGUGUGUCAAAGAGCCGCCAGCCUACACAUUUCGGGACUACAGUGCUAUUCUCUACCUAAACGGUGACUUUGAAGGAGGAGCUUUUUACUUCACGGAGCUGGAUGCCACGACGGUGACUGCAGAGGUUCAGCCCCAGUGUGGCCGGGCUGUGGGUUUCUCAUCAGGCUCCGAAAACCCACAUGGCGUGAAAGCCGUGACCAAGGGCCAGCGCUGUGCCAUUGCCUUGUGGUUCACCCUGGACCCCCGUCACAGCGAACGGGAGAGAGUCCAGGCCGACGACCUGGUGCGGAUGCUGUUCAACACGGAGGAAACAGAGUUGCCUCCGGAGAAGGAGACCGUGGCGGAGAAAGAGAUCGUGGCAGAGAAGGAAAUUGUGGCGGAGAAAGAGAUCGUGGCGGAGAAGGAAAUUGUGGCGGAGAAGGAGAUUGUGGCGGAGAGUUCCACGCCAGCCCCAGCAGAAGACACCACUUUAGGGAAAGACGAGCUGUAAUCUCCCGCACGCCAACACACAAAUGUACACAACCAAGAGAGCCCAACGAGAGGCACCAACAGGCAGAACUUUUGGGACACUGAGAAGCAUAGUGGACCACCAGCCUGUGGAUUGGGACCCUCGUCCGGCACACAAACAAGACUGAACAUGACCACCUCCCAAGUGCCUUACAUAUGGUUGCUGUGGCCCAGGAAGAUUUCUUGGGGGGGGAGAAGGGGGAAGCUUCCUGUUUCCGUCUGCCUCUUCCCCUCCCCUGAUGUUCUGUUUCUCCAAAGGAGGCCACACCACCAACUGUGUUUUCUUUUUCCUUUUCUUUUUUUUAAGGGUCUGGAGGGGUAGCCAGUUUUGGGGUGGCAGGGAAAGCUCUGCUGCCUAGAGACUUGAAUUCAAAUCUCCACUCGGCUGCGAAACUUAGCAGGCGACUUGUGGGCCGGUCGCCAUCUCCAAAUCUAACCUACCUCACAGGGUUGUUGUGAGGAUAAAAGCAGGGGCAGCCCAACAGGCCCUGCCCUGAGAUCUGUGGAGGAAGAGUGGGGUGCAAAUGUACCAAAUAAAAUAAAAUGGAUACCACUUUCCUGCUCCAGAACAA